This is a messenger RNA of Babesia bovis T2Bo, 1658 nucleotides long. Its product is annotated as tetratricopeptide repeat domain containing protein. Gene Ontology annotation, molecular function: protein-folding chaperone binding; ATPase activator activity. The transcript has 7 exons. NCBI's taxonomy places the organism in Eukaryota, Apicomplexa, Aconoidasida, Piroplasmida, Babesiidae. Bases 51 to 1577 code for a protein of 508 amino acids. The record is from RefSeq and is a predicted model, not a curated record.
UCCGCGCAUUCUAUUUGUUUGUAGCUCUAGAUUUCUGCUUACGGUUUAAGAUGUCAGAACAUUCGAAUGAUUUUUCCGAUAGUGACGUGGAGGAGACUGUUAAGGUUGAGGAAUGUGUUUCAGAGGCCAAUCGUCUUAAAGAGCAGGGUAACGCUGCCUUCAAGUCUUCCAAUUACCAACUUGCUAUAGAUGAAUACAAGAGAGGAAUUGAGUGGUUGGACAAGCUUCCUUCUAAGAACAAGGACCACAAUGGUUUGAAGAGUGUGCUCCAUUGUAACCUUAGUGCCUGUUAUCUUGGCAUUCAGGAGUAUAGAAAUGCUAUUAAUUCUGCGGAUGAAUCUAUUCGUUUGGAUUCUGGUAACAAGAAGGCCUUGUAUCGUCGUGCAUUAGCUCGAUUCCAUGGCGGUUACCUUGACGAGGCUAAGGAGGAUUGUCAAUCUAUGUUAGCUGAUGAUGCUGACAAUAGCAAUGCUCGUAUGCUUUUGGCUAAGGUGAAUGAGAAGCUGAAGGCUGCUCGUGCUCAGCAGAAGAAGGCUUUUGGUAGUUUGUUUAACAAGAGUGGCGGUCUUUACACUGACCGCGCUCGUGAGACUCAGAACCGCAAGCAGCACAAUUAUGAUGAGUACGUGCGUAAGCAGCAGGAGAGUGGCGGUGAAGUCCUUGCUAUGGCGGAUUGGGAGCGAUUAGAGGAGGAGGAAUCUAAGAAGCGUGAGGCUGAGCGCAUUGAGAAGGUGAAGGCUGAGGAAGAGAAGAAGCGCAACGGUGGUAAGGACGAUGAUGACACUACUGAUACUCCUGGCGAUUCAUCUUCAUCUAAGAAGAAGCCUAAGCAGCAGGAUGAGAGUGACAUGGACGAAGAGGACCAGAAGAUCAUUCAGGAGACUAAGAAGAUGGGUUAUUGUUACUUUGGCAAGAACAAGCCUGGUGGUAACCUUACUACAGAGCGUACUCCUCAGGUUGUAUCUCCUGUUGCGGUGGAUACUGCCACCCGUUCUUUAUCAUCAUGGAAUGCUUGUGGCACAACAUACGAAGAGAAGGACAUGUCUUCUUGGUGCAGGGACGUCCUUCGUGAGAAUUUGUUGAUGGCGAGUUACAAGAACGAUCCCAGUGACGGUGACCCUAGUGUGAACGUCAUGGAGAUGCUGAGUAAUAUAAACAUUGACGACAGCGGUAGCAUGGAACGUUUACAAGACCUUGCCACUAUGGUCCACCGUAGUAGUAUUACUGUUAAAUCGGUUGACGACAUGGAGUGUGAUGCGCAAAUAGCAUUGAUUCGUGGUACAUUGCGUUACAUGUUUGACUUCAGUUGUACUUUGGUGUUUACAGCAUCCAUUGAUACUUCUGUUGGUUCGGAGUCCUCUGAGUCCAAUGCUACUGUUUACGAGGGCGCACUGCACUUGGUUGAGUUAUCGAGUGCCAUGGAGAAGGGGAAGACAUACAGUGACUACAUGAAGGUGGUUUUCAAGGAUUCGUUGAAGCCUGAGCACAAGGACCUUAUGGGCUGUAUGGUUGACAAGUUCAAGGUUUCUGUGUGCGAGUGUAUUGAUGCCUUUUACGCUCGUUACCAGCAGCAGUAAUCGUCUAUUAUUUGACUGUAGCAAGUCUAUUUGCGUUAUAAAGCGAUAUAAAUUCCUGUUAAUUAUUUUUGCGCAUAUUUG